Molecule: messenger RNA, 2307 nt
Organism: Chrysochloris asiatica (Cape golden mole)
Lineage: Eukaryota; Metazoa; Chordata; Mammalia; Afrosoricida; Chrysochloridae
Product: ubiquitin carboxyl-terminal hydrolase 22-A-like
Exons: 2
Coding region: 1-2307 (768 amino acids)
Biological process (GO): protein deubiquitination
Molecular function (GO): cysteine-type deubiquitinase activity; zinc ion binding
Source: RefSeq, a predicted model, not a curated record
AUGGAGGGGGCUACGGCGGGAGGAUUCCCGGGGGCGUCGCCUGCUUCCGCCGCCUCCUUCAGUGAAAGUCCCCUUUGGGUACAGCUGCAACCGCUACCGCGCUCCCUCAGGCCGGGCGGGGGACACCUUAAGUCUGCGUGGUCCCCGCGCCGCCACGCCCAGUGGCCGCCUGAGCCCUGCGAACAGGGGGAGGAGCCGCCGCCAGUGAAGGCGGAGGAGGUAAAGGAGGCGGAGACGGCCGAGACAGCGGAGAGGAAGGUGGAGGGGAAGGUGGAGGCGGCGGAGAAGGUGGACGCCACCGAGAAGGUGGAGGUGGCGGGGAAGGUGGACGCCACUGGGAAGGUAGCGACAGCCGAGAGUCCGGGCCACCGGGUUGAGCUCAAGCUGGAGCCAGCACCCGAGCCAGUCCCGGAGGCGGAGCAGGAGCCGAAGGGGAAGCAGGAGCUGGAGGAUGAGGACCCAGCGCGGAGUGGAGGUGGCGGCAGCAGCGACGAGGUUCCUCCCCCCACCCUCCCCUCCCACCCCCCGCGGCCCCCCCUACCCUCUGCGCACCGCCGUCGUGCUCCCCGCCUCCGACCCCGACCCCGGCCCCAGACCCGGCUCCGUACUCCGCCGCAGCCUAGGCCACGGCCCCCACCCCGGCCCCGGCCCCGGCCCCGGCGCGGCCCUGGGGGCGGAUGUCUGGAUGUGGAUUUUGCCUUGGGUCCACCAGGCUGCUCUCACGUGAACAGCUUUAAGGUGGGAGAGAACUGGAGGCAGGAACUGCGAUUGAUCUACCAGUGCUUCGUGUGGUGUGGAACCCCAGAGACCAGGAAAAGCAAGGCAAAGUCGUGCAUCUGCCAUGUGUGUGGCACCCAUUUGAACAGACUCCACUCUUGCCUUUCCUGUGUCUUCUUUGGCUGCUUCACCGAGAAACACAUUCAUGAACACGCUGAGACAAAACAACACAACUUAGCCGUAGACCUUUACUAUGGAGGUAUAUACUGCUUUAUGUGUAAGGAUUAUAUAUAUGACAAAGACAUUGAGCAAAUUGCCAAAGAAGAGCAAGGAGAAGCUUUGAAAUUACAAGCUUCCACUUCAACAGAGGUUUCUCACCAGCAGUGUUCAAAACCAGGCCUUGGUGAGAAAUAUCCGACCUGGGAAACAACCAAACCAGAGUUAGAACUGCUGGGACACAACCCACGGAGAAGAAGGAUCACCUCAAGCUUUACCAUUGGUUUAAGAGGACUCAUCAAUCUUGGCAACACUUGCUUUAUGAACUGCAUUGUCCAGGCACUCACUCACACUCCAAUCCUGAGAGAUUUCUUCCUCUCUGACAGGCACAGAUGUGAAAUGCCAAGCCCUGAGUUGUGUCUCGUCUGUGAGAUGUCUUCACUUUUUCGAGAAUUGUAUUCUGGAAACCCAUCUCCUCAUGUUCCCUAUAAAUUACUGCACCUGGUAUGGAUACAUGCACGCCAUUUAGCAGGGUACAGGCAACAGGAUGCCCAUGAGUUCCUCAUUGCAGCAUUAGACGUGCUGCACAGGCAUUGCAAAGGUGAUGAUGUUGGGAAGGCAGCCAACAAUCCCAACCACUGUAACUGCAUUAUAGACCAAAUCUUCACAGGUGGCCUGCAGUCUGAUGUCACUUGUCAGGCCUGCCAUGGUGUCUCUACCACAAUAGACCCAUGUUGGGACAUCAGUUUGGACUUACCUGGCUCUUGCACCUCUUUCUGGCCCAUGAGUCCAGGGAGGGAGAGCAGUGUGAAUGGGGAAAGUCACAUUCCAGGAAUCACCACACUCAUGGACUGCCUGCGAAGGUUUACAAGGCCAGAACACUUAGGAAGCAGUGCCAAAAUCAAGUGUGGUAGUUGCCAAAGCUACCAGGAAUCUACCAAACAGCUUACAAUGAAUAAAUUACCUGUUGUUGCCUGUUUUCAUUUUAAACGGUUUGAACACUCAGCCAAACAGAGGCGCAAGAUCACUACAUACAUUUCCUUUCCUCUUGAGCUGGAUAUGACACCAUUUAUGGCCUCAAGUAAAGAGAACAGAAUGAAUGGACAGUUCCAGCUGCCAACCAAUAGUGGAAACAACGAGAAUAAGUAUUCCUUGUUUGCUGUGGUUAAUCACCAAGGAACCUUGGAGAGUGGCCACUAUACCAGCUUCAUCCGGCACCACAAGGACCAAUGGUUUAAAUGUGAUGAUGCUGUCAUCACCAAGGCCAGUAUUAAGGAUGUGCUGGACAGUGAAGGGUAUUUACUUUUCUAUCAUAAACAGGUCCUGGAACACGAGUCAGAAAAAGUGAAAGAAAUGAAUACACAAGCCUACUGA